CUCUUUCCUCUUUACCCAUCCUCGACUCACAAGCAUCUGCCCAACUCUCAUCAAUCAUGAGAACACCGAUGUGGUGGUGCCGAGGACCUCGCCCACCCGACUACAACAACAACAUAACUCCUUGCAAACAUUGCUACUACUAUGCUGCAACGAUCGCAGUAUCUGAACAUCCUCCGACUAAAGAAUUUCGGAAUCAAGGGCUUAGUAGGAUUUCUCUCGUGUGGUGGGCUUAGUUACCCGGUUAGAACAACCGUUAUGUAUUGCAUGUGUAAUUGGGCCUAGUAGUACUUAGUUGUAAGGAGGGAAUUACUUGGCUUUUCCGAACCGGUUGUCGCCGGUUUAUUCCCUGGUGUAGUAGCUAGUGCCAGUUUCUGUCCCCUCUACACUACCAAGCCCCUGGUGUUAAAGCAAAUCCAUCUUACAUGAUCAAUGUCACGUGAUGAGUCCGAUCGUCCUUCACCUCCCGUAUGGACAUUCGCACGAUUUCUUCCUUGCGAGCCAAUGUCCCUUCCCAUUAGUUCGUAUUUUACGAGAAAGCCCGCUCUUCAGUUCGAGAGCCGCUCAUCGAGUUCGGGAGGGGUGGUCAACGUUGAUGCCAAGAGCACCAUCGAGCUGAAGAAAACUCUGCAGAAUGGUACAAGCGCGAAGGAACUUUGGCUAUCUGUUAUUCCCACCAAACAUUUAUGUAUAUGUGGGAUAUCCAACCGUCAUUGCAGUAUUUGGUCUUUCAGAAUUUCGGGGAGAUCAAGAGGCUGUUAUCAAGGCAGCCCUUGCUGGAAAUGAUUGCCUUGUUCUAAUGCCAACAGGUGGAGGGAAAUCGUUGACAUAUCAACUUCCCGCGGUGCUCGAUCAAGGUGUAACCCUCGUCGUAUCUCCACUUCUUGCAUUGAUGCAAAAUCAAGUGGAUGCUUUGAAAAAGAUCAAUAUAAAGGCUGCAACCUUGAACUCUACUCUGAAGGUCAAAGAGCGCAGAGAGGUGCUGACCGAUCUCGCCCUGGUCAAACCGAGGAUCAAGCUUCUUUACGUGACACCUGAGUUAAUGGCAACGGAUCACUUUCGGACGACUCUCGAGAAGCUUCAUCAGAGAGCCAUGCUAUCACGGCUCGUCAUUGAUGAAGCACAUUGCAUCUCAGAAUGGGGCCACGAUUUCAGGCACGAUUAUCGAAAGCUGAGUUGGUUCAAGGAGACCUUUCCCAAGAUUCCAGUGAUGGCAUUGACAGCGACGGCCACUAACAGGGUCCGUGCCGACAUUAUCAAGCAGCUCCACUUACCUGCGCCACAUUCGCUCAAGCUUUUUGUGUGCUCCUUCAACCGACCCAAUCUUCAUUACGAGGUCCGAUUUAAGCCGCGCUCUAACAACGAUCCCUACCCGGAUAUACUAAGCUUCCUCAAAUCUAUUUACGAAAACCGACGAAAGCGGAUCGAAGAGACGAGUUCAAAGGAGCGGGUUGAAGGUGUCUGUGGAAUUAUUUACUGUGCAACGAGAUCCACAUGUGAUGAUGUUGCACAAAAGCUGCGAGUGGAUGGCGUGCGAGCUCAGAGUUAUCAUGCCGGAUUAAAAAGUUCAGAACGGCAUUCUGUAUUGAAAGCGUGGAGUGGAACAGAUCCUUUCAGUGUGGUCCGUGAUAAUGACGCAGAGAACGCGGUGACAGGGGGAGGACACAGUAGCGAGGUGGUGGAUGUGGUGGUAGCAACAAUUAGUUUCGGCAUGGGUAUCGACAAAAAGGAUGUCCGAUUCGUGAUACAUUGGGAUAUGUCGAAAUCUCUUGAAGGAUACUAUCAGGAAAGCGGUCGCGCGGGUCGCGACGGCAAAGUCAGUCGUUGUAUAUUGUAUUAUAGCCAUGAAGAUAGAGAUCGCCAUACGUAUUUAAUAGGGUUGGAGAAUGAGAAAAGAAGAGCGAAAGGGUUGCCACCAUCGGAAAAUGCUAGCUUUAAUAAGAUGGUAGAGUAUUGCGAGGACGUAAAAACAUGUAGACAUGUCUUUUUCGACCGCUAUUUCGGUGCAGAUGAGGCUACCCUGAAAGCCGAGAUUUUAUGCCCUUCAAAGCGGUGCGACGUAUGCAAAGAUCCAAUAAAGUUGGAGAAGGAAAAGAAAGCUGCUUUGGUUACACCCGGAAGUUCUGAAGAUUUCAUAACAGGGCGCCAGUUCGAGGCCGGAGGGAAUAUGCGCUUGAGGGAUGGAACGUGGAUAGGACCAACGGACACGAACAAACGAACUCGUCAGAAUGACUCCUCACUCGAUUACGGGUUUGAUGGAAGCUCAACCAGUGACCCCAGAGCCAGGAAAAGAGAGCGACAAGAAACCGGCUGGGAAGAUAUUCAAGAUGAUUAUGAUGCGUCUAGUUUUGGCUUUCGGAGAGGGUCGGGUAAAGCCGUAAAGGAAUCGAAUGCAACCAUCUUUGAGCAACUGGGUCGGAAAUCAACUCGCAAGGAUGCCGUAUUUGUUAGCGCAAAGGAUAUGGCCAGAACAAAGUAUCCUCUGGUCAUGACCUCGUCGCACUCGGUUGCAGACCUGAAGGUCCAAGAUCGGGAAAACGCCUUUCUUCAAUUAUCUAAAGCUCUGGACGGUACACUAAAUGUCCAAAACGAUGAAUGCUGGGCGUGGAGAACCGAUGAUGGAUUACUAGAUCGCGGAUUCCGCAAGGCCAUCAUCGAAUCCACUGCAGCUGCUAUUGAGAGCAGAUGUUUUACGGGGUCCAAACUUCUUGUAAUGUACAAGCAUACCUGGAUGCAGCGCGUUCGAGAGAUCAAACGGUUAACUAGUGAUGCGGAGGGCCUCGUUAGAGAGCUGUUGGAAGAGGAACGACACAAGCGUUUUGAAAAGUAAUUUUUAAAAUGUCGUGACAUUUGACAAAGGGGAUUAUUACUGCGUACAUGUCAUCUUUGUCAAGACUGUAGUGAUGCAAAGGAAAUUCUAACAAAUUUAAAAGUGUAGUAUACGGCAGAUUCUGAGAUGAUGUGAAUAGAUAACUGUGGAUUGGCUGGCGACAUAUUGUUUUG
Messenger RNA from Spizellomyces punctatus DAOM BR117, 3000 nucleotides. RefSeq names its product RecQ family ATP-dependent DNA helicase. NCBI's taxonomy places the organism in Eukaryota, Fungi, Chytridiomycota, Chytridiomycetes, Spizellomycetales, Spizellomycetaceae. The transcript has 16 exons. Gene Ontology annotation, molecular function: 3'-5' DNA helicase activity; nucleic acid binding; ATP binding. The record is from RefSeq and is a predicted model, not a curated record. Gene Ontology annotation, cellular component: cytoplasm; chromosome. Bases 632 to 2827 code for a protein of 731 amino acids. Gene Ontology annotation, biological process: double-strand break repair via homologous recombination.